GUACCAGAGCAGUGAAAAAUGAUUGUCCACGCUGCUUUAAUCAAGAUGAAUGCUCUGGUAGCUCUCUGUCAUUUCUGUGAGCUCCAUGGCCCCCGGACCCUGUUCUGCACCGAGGCUCUGCACCCCCCAUCCCCCACACCCUCCCAGGCUGGUGCCCCCAUACCCGGGGACAGGGAGUCGGACAGAGAGGGAGAAGGACUCACCAUGAGGGCAAACAGCUCAGCUACACAGAGAGGAGACAUGUGCGAGGGCUGCCGGUCUCUCCCAGCGUCUCACCCUGGCUUUGUCAGUGUGGACAGUGAGACAGGCAUCCGGUUUCUCAGCCACCAACACCCCAGACAACCCCAGCUCUUCAGUGUGGUCCGCCAGGCCUGCGUACGCAGCCUCAGCUGUGAGGUGUGUCCAGGUCGUGAGGGUCCUAUCUUCUUUGGGGAUGAGCAGCAUGGUUUUGUGUUCUCUCACACAUUCUUCAUCAAGGACAGCCUGGCCCGGGGCUUCCAGCGGUGGUACAGUAURGUCAUGGUAGCCAUGGACAGGAUCUACCUCAUCAACUCCUGGCCCUUCCUGCUGCGCCACCUCAGACUCACUAUACAGAGUCUACAGAGCACAGCACUGAAGGUGUUUGACAGUGAGCAGUGUGUGUGUCCUCAGAGGGCGGUGAGGAUGAACAGUGUGUUCUCUCCUGCUGUCUUCCCCCACCAGAGGAGUGGUAACGCGGCCCGCUCCCUGCCCUCCCUCACCCAGCACACCAACCUCUGGGCCAGCCUACACUCCUCCUUCAGCUGGUUACUGAAGGCCUGUGGUAGUCGUCUGACAGAGAAGCUGCUGGAGGGAGCUCCCACAGAGGACACACUGGUUCUUAUAGAGAGACAGACAGAGCAAGAGGAGGAAAUGAGUUGCUGGGAAGGAGCAGAAGGGGGUGGGUCUAGACCCCAGUGCCACCAAUCGGAGAGCGAGCUGUACAGAGACUUCUUGUUUGACGAGGGGAAAGCAGAGGGGUAUCCUGGUCCAAAGUUCAGGUCCUUGAGACAUUUAAGACAGGUGCUCGGGACCACUGAUUUCCGCCAGCUAGCAUGGCACGUGCUCAUGGGAAAUCAGGUCAUAUUGAGAGGGGCUGACCCAGGGCUCAUCCAUUCAGCAUUCACCAUGUUGAAGACCUUGCUACCGGUGGGCUGUGUCCGCUCUGUGACGUACAGCGCCCAGUAUGAGGAAGCAUACCGAUGUAACUUCCUGGGCCUCAGCCCUGACGUGCCCAUCCCCACACACGUCAGUUCCUCAGAGUUCUCAGUGUUGGUGGAUGUGGUCAGUGUGGAGAGGGGCUCUCUGUACUCUGCUGCUUGUGGUGAAGACAUCCUCUCACUCUACCAGUUCAACAUCAGRAGUACCAACUCACAGCCUACAGAUAAAGGUCCCACGUUGUUGAAUAAGAUCGAGGUGGCGUUGUCCAAUGAGAACCUGUCAGUGGACGUGGUCUCUCACUGUCUGCUGUGUCUGAAGGAGGAGUGGAUGAAUAAAGUGAAGGUGCUGUUUAAGUUCUCCAAGGUAGAUGGGCGUGGGAGGGAGGACACCCAGAAGGUGUUGGCCCUGCUGGGUGCCACGGGGRCUGGGGAGGAGGACAACGUCAYGCUGCUCAAGUUCUGGAUGACGGGACUCAGCAAGACCUACAAGAGCCAUCUGAUGACCGCUGUCAGAGGAGGGGAGAGGCCCCUUAGCCAGUGAGAGAGCAGUGGAGGAGAAGAUGAGAGGUAGCGGGAGAGACCAUUCAGCUGGAGUGAAAUAUACUGUAUCUCAGUAUAGGAGACUGGUGGGAGGAGGUAUAGGAGGGUGGGCUCAUUGUAAUGGCUG
Molecule: messenger RNA, 1845 nt
Organism: Salvelinus sp. IW2-2015
Lineage: Eukaryota; Metazoa; Chordata; Actinopteri; Salmoniformes; Salmonidae
Product: folliculin-like
Biological process (GO): negative regulation of transcription by RNA polymerase II; positive regulation of transforming growth factor beta receptor signaling pathway; positive regulation of TORC1 signaling
Cellular component (GO): cytosol
Molecular function (GO): GTPase activator activity
Source: RefSeq, a predicted model, not a curated record